GUAAGUAUUGGGUUCCUGCGCCCUUUCCGCUUCCUGCUGGGCACUUUGACAGCUGCUGCCCGGAUGGCCAAGCAGACUACCUUCGGAAAUGCUACCGACUAUUGCUGUCAGUGCUUUGUGGACAUUUACGAGCAGCACUUUGAGAAGUUCUCUUCUCACGCAUACAUCGAGGUGGCUGUGUCUGCCCUGCCACUCCGAGAUGCCAGAAAACUGGCCAGCAAGAACAGCAAGCGCCAGGUAGCAGAGAUGGGCUCCCUGAAUGGCACCACCUUCAUCUUCCAGUUGAUUUGUGGGGCCCUGGUGUGGUGGGCGGGGUACUUCAUCGUAUAUCUGACUGUUGGAGGCUUCUUUCCAGGCCUUGAAGGCUAUGGUGACCCCCUCUCGGGCUACUACGUGGGCCACCCGGGUGUCUGGUCCAAUGUUGGAGGCAUCGUGUCAGUGGUGGUUGCUUUUCCCUACAUGAUGGUGUUCGAUGCUGCCUCCAACACCAUUCUAUAUUGCGUGCUGGUAGAUGUACUGCAGCAGCAAGAGAGGAGUGGUUUCAGGUUCUGGUCAAACAAGUGGUGGGGGUGGUGGAAGUCCAAUUCGGUUUGGAAGUGGUGGAAUGCCGAGGAGACCCCAAGAAACUCCAAUGUCAAACGCAACCUGCGAUCGCAGUGCUCUGGAAUCAGCAGCUCCAGCUCCAGCAGCAGCUUGUGGUCCAUGGUUACAGCCUUUUCAAGAGGGAGCUCCUCAUCAAGCAACAGUUGA
Symbiodinium pilosum is the source of this 750-nucleotide messenger RNA. NCBI's taxonomy places the organism in Eukaryota, Dinophyceae, Suessiales, Symbiodiniaceae. The record is from the annotation of a GenBank genome assembly.